Saccharomyces cerevisiae S288C is the source of this 3513-nucleotide messenger RNA. It is a transcript of the gene RGT1, whose product is annotated as Rgt1p. Bases 1 to 3513 code for a protein of 1170 amino acids. The transcript has a single exon. The record is from RefSeq and is marked reviewed. NCBI's taxonomy places the organism in Eukaryota, Fungi, Ascomycota, Saccharomycetes, Saccharomycetales, Saccharomycetaceae. Gene Ontology annotation, molecular function: DNA-binding transcription factor activity, RNA polymerase II-specific; zinc ion binding. Gene Ontology annotation, biological process: regulation of DNA-templated transcription. Gene Ontology annotation, cellular component: nucleus; cytoplasm.
AUGAACGAGCUGAACACUGUUUCGACUAACUCCAGUGACUCCACCAAGAACGGUGGUACAUCCAAUAGUCCCGACGAUAUGGACUCCGCAGCAGCAGCAAGUCACGCAAUAAAGAAAAGAACAAAGGCCUCCCGGGCCUGCGAUCAGUGUCGUAAAAAGAAGAUUAAAUGUGACUACAAAGAUGAAAAGGGGGUCUGCUCAAACUGCCAAAGGAAUGGAGACCGUUGUAGUUUUGAUAGGGUUCCUUUGAAAAGGGGACCCUCGAAAGGCUAUACGAGGAGCACCAGCCAUCCAAGGACUAACGAAAUACAAGACCACAAUAACUCAAGGUCGUAUAAUACGUUUGAUAAUAGUAACAAUACCCUGAAUAAUAAUACGGGCAAUAGCGGCGACAACGGUAUAAACAGUAACACAGUUCCAAGUACCCCUUCGAGAUCUAAUUCAGUUUUAUUGCCCCCACUGACACAGUACAUUCCCCAGGCUGGUGGCAUUCCUCCUAGUUUCCAAAAUCCAGCGAUACAAUCAACUAUGCCCGCGGGUAAUAUUGGCCAACAGCAGUUUUGGAAAGUGCCCUACCAUGAGUUUCAACACCAAAGAAAAGGAUCUAUCGAUUCUUUGCAAAGUGAUAUAUCGGUAAGAACAUUAAAUCCCAACGAGCAGUUGUCUUAUAACACCGUUCAACAGUCUCCCAUAACGAAUAAACAUACUAAUGAUUCUGGAAAUGCAAACGGAAGUGUCACCGGCUCAGGCAGUGCCUCUGGUAGUGGUGGUUAUUGGUCCUUUAUAAGAACUUCUGGUUUACUAGCUCCUACUGAUGAUCAUAAUGGGGAACAGACAAGAAGAUCAAGUUCCAUACCUUCUUUGCUACGAAAUACUUCAAAUUCUCUUUUACUAGGUGGCCAGCCUCAGCUUCCCCCACCUCAGCAACAAUCGCAGCCACAAGCACACCAACAAAAGUUGCAACAAGGACAGAACCUAUACUCGUAUUCUCAAUUUUCCCAGCAGCAACCGUACAACCCAUCGAUAUCAUCUUUUGGCCAGUUCGCUGCUAAUGGUUUUCAUUCUAGACAAGGAUCAGUCGCCAGCGAGGCUAUGUCUCCCAGUGCACCUGCCAUGUUUACUAGCACAUCUACAAACCCCGUAAAUGUUGCACAGCAAACACAAAGACCUCAAGGACAGCAGGUACCGCAAUUUUCAUCUGAGUUGGAUGGAAAUAAAAGGCGACAAUCAGCCCCCGUAUCAGUAACAUUAUCCACGGACAGGCUGAAUGGUAAUGAGAAUAAUAAUGGUGAAAUUAACAACAAUAAUGGCAGCAAUAAUAGCGGUUCUUCUAAGGAUACAUCUCAACAUUCCCAAGAAUCUGUAACUACACCAGCGGCUUUGGAAGCAUCCAGCCCUGGAUCAACGCCACAGAGAAGUACAAAAAAACGCAGAAAAAGUUACGUAUCUAAGAAGACAAAACCAAAGAGAGAUUCAUCUAUAUCUAUAACAUCGAAAGAUUCUGCUCACCCAAUGACCACUUCAUCAACUAUCGCGUAUGGACAGAUAUCCGAUGUAGAUCUAAUAGACACCUACUAUGAGUUCAUACAUGUAGGAUUUCCGAUCAUACCUUUAAACAAAACGACCUUGACCAGUGACUUAUUGUUAGUUAACACACAGCCAAUUUCCAAUAUACACGAAGUCAAUUCAUAUGUUAUUUUGUGGUUUAGAAAUUCAUUGGAAUUGUUAGUUCGUGUUGCUCUGAAACAAAAGCCAGGUGGCAAGUUUUUCGAUAAUAUUGUUGGCGUGGCUUUGUCGCCAAGUAAUGACAACAACAAAGCUGGGUUCACUACAGCCACGGCAAGGGAUGAUGCUGAAAAAACAAGACGUGAUUCACAUAAUGAAGUACAGGAUACUUUGGAAGUGCAAAGCGUUUUUAUUGCCGCCCUCAAUGAAUGUUUCCAAAAAAUCGUGGAUAUUCAUCCCAAAUUCAGAGAAAACAACGACCAAAUUUCGCCGAAGAUCAAAGUCAUUUAUUUAUCUACUUUUAUUCUUUUAAAUUACAUUUUGGCAUUUGUUGGAUACGAUAACUCAUUUGUACUUGGAAUGUCGGUGACAAUUUUUAACGAAUUUAAAUUAUACAAACUUCUAUUAUUUCCGGAGCCGGAUAUAAAUGAUGUGAAGCCUCCAGUUGAUGAAGAGGUCAGCACUGGUAAUGGGAAUACAAAAACGUCCGAAUUUGAAAUUGGAUCUGAAAGUGCUGGGCAUAUGAAUCCAUCCAAUUCACCAAAUUCCAUGGACGAAAACAUUAGUCACUAUUCAGUGUUGUUUAAAAGAUUAUACGUUUUGCUUUCAGUGUUUGAUUCUUUACAAAGCUGUGCAUUCGGUGGUCCCAAGCUAUUAAACAUUUCCAUCCAAGGUUCUACAGAAAGAUUUUUUUCUAAUGAUUUGGGCUCAAAAUGGUGCCUGGAACAAAGCCAAUUGAGACUGAAAAGCGUCUUGCAAAGCUUGAAAUUGGGUGAAUUGAUGAGUGAGCUUACCAGGAAUAGAAUAUCAAUGAACGGCAAUAGGAAGCCUGGGUUCGAUAUUACGAACUCGUCUUCACUCUUAUCGGAAUAUGUGGAAACUCAACCUCUAUCCGUAGCACAGUUAUUUUGCAAGCUAUUAAUUGGCAAACACAAUUUCAUCAAUUGCUUAUUAUCAUUAUACGAUUCAGAAGCAGGAGUCUAUUCAGAUUUGACAUUGGAUUUGAGUUCGAAAAUAGCAGACUCUCUGUGCUCAUUGAUAUCAAUAAUUUUGCAAGUAUUGACGUUGAUAUUAAGACUGAAUCCUACGAACAGUAUUGAUUUUAAUUAUAGACCACCGAACCCACCCGCUAAUAAUCCGACAGUGCAAGAGGGCCCAUCUGCUAUGGGCUCGUCUCCAGUCGCUGGGAACCUUAGCGCUGCACCUCCAUCGGAGGGGAAUCCAGAUUUUUACAAGAAAUUACUAGGCCUGAAACAAGACACUGGCACUAUCCUUUCAGACCUUUGCCGGGGGAUAAUUUCCCCCUUUGCUAUUGCUAUCCUGCACGAGGUCUACAACAUCACUGAACUGGUCAAGCAGAUGCCUACAUCACUCAUUAGCAUUAUGAUGACGGCAACUACAACGCAGAAUACUCAGGACACCAAGAAGUCGCAGGACCUGGUCAUGAAGCUGUCAAACUCGAUGAAUGAAGUAGUUCAAAUCACCAGCGUGCUGACAAUGAUCAAGCCAUUCAAGAUCUUCGAGCACGAGCUUAAUAAGCCCAUAAUGUCCCUGACAGGAGGACUUUCGUCCACGACCAGAAACGACGUCAUGUGGCCAAAGUCGGGCCAAGGCCUCCGCGAGUCAUCAGUCAUGAAGACAUUGCUUGAUGAACGCCGUACUUCUGGUACACAACCGACAACGGCGCCAGUAGCCGCAGAGGAACCCAGGCUUGAGAACGUUGCCCUGGAAAAUUUCGUUAGUAUCGGCUGGAAGCUGUUGGACGAUUCCGAGUUAGGCUGGUAUUGA